Messenger RNA from Dalotia coriaria, 6834 nucleotides. Its product is annotated as cyclic nucleotide-gated channel rod photoreceptor subunit alpha. Gene Ontology annotation, molecular function: intracellularly cGMP-activated cation channel activity; protein-containing complex binding; intracellularly cAMP-activated cation channel activity. Lineage: Eukaryota; Metazoa; Arthropoda; Insecta; Coleoptera; Staphylinidae. Gene Ontology annotation, biological process: monoatomic cation transmembrane transport. Gene Ontology annotation, cellular component: plasma membrane; intracellular cyclic nucleotide activated cation channel complex. The coding region runs from base 538 to 3255 and encodes 905 amino acids. The transcript is spliced from 12 exons. The record is from RefSeq and is a predicted model, not a curated record.
GAUGCUGGAGCGUGCGCGUCGCGACGCCGGGCGGCCGCAGUGGAUAGUCGACAGCUGCUAGGGUCUAGCGGUGGAUCUGGGUACCUGUGCGCGGGGCACGGUGCAAGCGGUGCGGUUUUCAACCAUUUCGACGGACUGCAGAAGAGUAAGAUUCGCGUUGCAAAAAAAAAACACAACAACAACCGGUGCGUGCGGUGAUAACGCGGUGUGUGUGCUAUCAGCGGGACGCGCGUUUAGCAUUGCGUCGGCUACAAGCAUCACAUUCGUGUGCGCGAAAACGCGUGAACGUUUCGCGAGUCGAGAGUGCGGGAGGCCCGGGGAGGUUGAAAUAGAAAAAUUUCGCUGGACGCGCGUGUCGUGCUGUUCGAAAAAACUCACAGCGCAUGAGAGGGAAAAAAUUACUUGGUGAUUGUUUGUGAAGAUGAUUGAUGUCGGCGUGGGCAGGCGAUCCGCGUCAGUGUCGCGCGCCGUCGUCGUCGCGGGGGCGGGCGGCGCCGCCGAGCGUCCGGCUGAGCGGCGGUCGCGCGAAAUGGCGUGAUGUCAACAGCGAAACGGCUCGUGUUGAGCUGGAGAGGCCGCAAGCAGUCGCAGGACAGCACCGCCGUCGGUAAGCUGGUCGGCCACGGCGGCGGCGGCGGCGGCAUCGCCACCCUGACGCCCACCGACGGGCACGAGCUGGACGAGAUCGCCGUCGUUUCAAGCAACGCCGAUCCGUGCCACGUCAAGUAUGGCAGCGGCCCGCUGUCAACCAUCAACGGACCCAGAUUGGUUCCAGGCAUCAUCACAUCCGGCGGCGCGCGGCUGGUCGGCGAGCGCUACACCGGCAGCGGGACCCGGCUGGAUGUGACCUCUCCCGUGCAAUCCUCCGCCCCGGCCACCGUAGGACCCAAGUCUAGUACUGAAAGUGUUCAUAGAGCCCUCAAGUCUGUAUCUAGACAAAGCCUUUUCGAUUUAGUAAGUUGUAAAUUAGGGAUGUCGAAGAGCCAACACCAGACGCCCUCGUUCAACCAUCAGCGGUACUUUUCGUCGUCACACGAUAGUCUCUCGACAGCGUACGGCACGCGGGCGACAAACGUCAGUUCGGCGGCGUCCGAGUUGGACCUGUCGAGAAAAACACGCCGGAAGGACCUCAGGGGCAGGCUGAAGCUGCCGGCGAACGUGGCGCUGGCGAGCAGCGGCGAAGCGCCCUUGUUGGGCGGAUGGCGGACGACGCCCGGCUCCACGGCGGGCACCAAUCCGCCAUCGUACAAUCACCUCAACUCGACGAGUAGUUGUAACGGCACCGAAAGUCGUUAUGGUUUUCGUCGAGGCGAAUCCAUCAACUCACGACUGAGAUCUGGUGCUGCAAACUGGUCGUUUGUGUUUGACCCAGCAGGGCGACUAUGUUACUACUGGUCGAUGGUUGUUUCCUUAGCGUUCCUCUACAAUUUUUGGGUCAUCAUAUAUCGCUUUGCUUUUCAAGAAAUUAACAGAGAAACGAUACUAGUGUGGUUCUGCCUGGACUACUUCUCGGACUUUCUCUAUCUCAUCGACAUCAUGUUCCACUUUCGUACCGGCUAUCUGGAAGAUGGCGUACUGCAGACCGACUCGACGAAGCUGCGCAACCAUUACAUGAACUCGACGACGUUCUACAUCGACUGCUUGUGCCUACUGCCGCUGGACUUCCUCUACCUGUCGAUCGGCUUCAACUCGAUCCUGCGCUCCUUUCGCCUGGUAAAGAUCUAUCGCUUCUGGGCGUUCAUGGACCGCACCGAGCGCCACACCAAUUAUCCAAACCUCUUCCGUUCCACCAGUCUUAUCCAUUAUCUGCUAGUGAUCUUCCACUGGAACGGCUGUCUGUUUCACAUCAUUCAUAAAAACAACGGUUUCGGGUCUAAAAACUGGGUGUUCAGUGACGCCGAGAGUGCCGACGUGGUCAAACAGUACCUGCAGAGCUACUACUGGUGUACGCUGGCGCUGACGACCAUCGGGGAUCUGCCGCGGCCGCGCAACAAGGGCGAGUAUCUCUUCGUUAUACUGCAGUACCUCUUUGGAUUGAUGCUCUUCGCCACUGUGCUGGGGCAUGUCGCCAAUAUUGUCACCUCCGUCAGCGCUGCCCGCAAGGAGUUUCAGGACAACUCGGCAAUAUCUAAGCUGGACGGCGUCAAGACGUACAUGCGAAUGCGGCGCGUGCCCAAUCAUCUGCAGGUGAAGGUCAUCAAGUGGUUCGACUAUCUGUGGCUUACGCAGAAGUGUUCGGACGAGGAGCGCGCCGUCUCCUGUCUGCCCGACAAACUGAAAGCCGAGAUCGCCAUCAAUGUUCAUCUGGACACACUCAAGCGUGUCGAGAUCUUUCAGAACACCGAGGCGGGCUUCCUCUGCGAGCUGGUGCUCCGGUUACGGCCGGUUUUGUUUUCGCCAGGGGAUUACAUCUGUCGAAAGGGUGAAGUCGGUAAAGAAAUGUAUAUAGUAAACAGGGGGCGGCUGCAGGUGGUGGCAGACAACGGCCGCAGCGUGCUGGCCACGCUGAAGGCGGGCAGCUACUUCGGUGAGAUAUCAAUUCUAAACAUGGGCACGGCAGGUAAACACCUUGGAAAUCGUCGCACGGCGAGUGUCCGGUCGGUGGGCUACAGCGAUUUGUUCGUGCUGAGUAAGAAGGAUAUGUGGGACGUUCUCAAGGAGUAUCCGGCGGCGCGCGUCCGCCUGGAAGCCAUCGCCGUCAAGCGGCUCGAGAAGUACAAACGCGCUCCACUGGAAAAAGCCGCGAUGGGCAGAAGCCAGUCGACGCCCGGGCUGGUGGAAUCGCGCGGUAAAGUACCGCUGGAGGAGAUGUGGGUGCCAUCGGGGCUUGCGGGGCUGACGCCCUCGUACCCGCGCUCGCUGCUUGGCUCGCCGCCGCGGCCGGCGCCCGACUCGCCCGGCGGCUCGACCAGCAGCGGCCGCAGCAGGCACCACACGCCGGCGUCGCAGGCGCGCUCAGAACCGGCGUUGGUUGCAGGCACGACGCUGCAGUGUGACAGCAUGACGCAGCUGGUGUCGGGUGCGGCGACGCCGCUCCUCGGCUCGCAUGAGGCGCUGGAGUCGGAGAUCAAGCGGCUGCGCGAGCGGCUACACACGGUGGAGACGGAGAAUUCGGCGAUGAGUGUCAAGCUCAACCAGCAGCAGUGGGAGCUGGAGAAUCGGCUCGCCGAGAUCGAGAUGCAGAUCUGCGGAUCGCGCUCGACGAGCAGCCUGGAGGACAACGACAACGAGCGCAACAAGGAGAGCAUCAUUUAACAACAGCCGGAGCGGUGCACGACUGCGGCGGCGGCGGAGCGGCGCGCGACUGUGGCGGCGGCGUCCUCCGUCGCGGUCGCGCAUUGAUCGGCGGGCCCCGGCGCGCCGCUUGUACAUAAAACGACUGCCAACACUAUCCCCGCGACGGACACGUUCACAUUCUUUCCGCAUCCGGCGAAGAGUAUAUCAGAGGCGAAAGGAGACGUCUGCAUGUGUGUCAUCUUUACUUUUAGGAACAAUAUUGCAUUCGACGCUGUACAGGUUGAUUCAAGAUUACAAUCAUGAAUCGACCCGUACCUGUGCAAAACCAUCACCAAAUAACCCUUGUGAGUGAAGAUUAAAAAAAAAACUGAUAGCAAAUUUACUUUUCGGUGCUAGACGACGCCGCACGUCACUAGCCGUUGUAAGAGACAGAGACUAAUUAUUAGUCAGAAACUAAUCGGUGUGCUGUGUAAUGUAUGUGUGUGCACGUGCAUGUUGUGCUAAAUUGUACAGAAAUGGAUGCCACUAGCCUCCGGCCAGCCGUACCACGAACCCCAGCCGUAACAAACGAGAACCUGAAGAGUAACACAAACAAACACAAACAAAAUCGCCAACACAACAUUUGUACAUAGUUAUUAUUAACGCAUCCACCGAACACGAUUAUAUCAAUCAAUAUGCCUAAUAUUGACGUUCGUUUUACGGGUAUUCGCCAAAAUGUAAACGCACAACACUCGAUGUUGAUGUGUGUCAUCGCAUAUAUUAAAUUUUCGGAGCGUGUGAAACGGUUGUAGAAGAAAGAUUCCGCAUGUACACAAUCGCGUGUGUGUAUUAUUAUUACUAUUAUUAACAUUAUUCAUUGAUUAUUAGAGUUUCUGAAAAGAUGUCUAAAUCCAAGUUCUAGUUCUUCGAUCACUCGACGUGCAACUUCUGUUUGGGCAAAGCUUUUGAUUUAUGGUAUGUCAAAAAUUUGAAUGCGCGUACAAUUGGUGAUAUGAUAGUCGGCUUUAAAUAAUAAAAUCCCGCUUUGUAAUUAAACCUGAAAGAAACAAAAUGUUUUACCAAUAUAACAUUAUUAAACAAAGCAAAUGAUAAAUUUUCAUAUUUAACUACCGAAUAACAUGAUAAUACCUACCAUUAAAACGAGAAGAGAUAAAAUUUAAAAAUAAAUAAAUAAUAUACGUAUAUUUUCAAAACGAAACAAAGGUUUAUAACUAACGUAAAUAAUAAAUAACAAAAAAUAAGUACGAGGUACGAAUGAUAAAUGUAAAUUGAUGAUAAAGUAAUAAAUUUGUAAAUUAGACGAUUUAAAACUGGCGGCGAUACGAGUUGAACGGUUUGAACAAGGAUUGGAGGCGAGAGCACACGCGCGACAGAAGAAAGAGAGCGGUUCGUAUAUGCAGGGACCAAUCUAAUCCUGAUUUUAUAUUUAUACCAUGUAUAAAUCUUUCAAAUUAACGAGCGGCGCAAACGUGGUAAUAAACUUUCAUUGCUUCGAAUUGCAUAAACCAUUACAUCACAUAAAACAUGAAAUAACAUAACAUCACAAACGAUUAACGCCAUUUAUAUUUGGUUGCGGUUAUUGUUUGGUGCUUCCAAAACUCAAACAGUCUACAUUUAUGUUACAAAUAAGAAAAAAUAAAUUGUUAGUAUGUUAUUGACAGGAGGAGCUUUGAAAAUGUCAAUUAAUGUAAACCAACAAAAAUAUUCUUUUUAUAUCAUUCUUUUGUUUGACACAUCUAAAUCAACCAAUACUUAUAUUUUUAAAUUACUUUAAGAACGGUUAUGUUUGAAUAUUGCACUAGAAUGAUGUAAAAACAACUGCCAAAAAUGUUGUAAAUGUAAGUUAAGAAAAUUAGGUGAAAAUUACUUCGCAUUGAAAUCGAGAUAAUAAUCACGCGCGCGACAACCUUCCAAAACUUGUAAAAUCACCGUUAACUCUUAAAAACGAAUAAUCCGAAAUCAUUACAACCGCCAAAUCAUCAAAUUUGAAUGAAUUUGCAUCUCAUAGGAUGCAGAGGUUGAGCCGAGCGAAUCGAAGGGUCAAGACAAUUAUUUAGUUCGUAGAUUUCUAAAAACAAACCGACGUUAUUUGUAAAAACAAAUUGAGACUCGAGUCGAAAUCGUAUGUCGAAUGCCACGAAAUAAUCCAAAAACCACCUUAAGUCUAACUAAAUACUACUACCAUGUAAUUUUCUAGCGCGUUCUAGUAGAGUUUAUAAACUUACUACUUAAGGAUAUAAUUGAAAUUAAGAUUGGUAAUGGAUAAAAACAAACAUGUACGAAUUAGUGAAAACAAACAAAAACACCCGCCGUUUAAUCCCCAAAUGAAAACAAACUAUAUGAGAAUGAAGAAACACUAAAAUUCGCUUUAAACUUGUAAAUCUCAUUUUGUUUAAGAUGAUUAUGUUUUGUUCGAGUAUUAAACUCUAAAGAGUAUUGUCGAGCAUUGCUGAAGACAAUGUGUAUAAGGUUUUGAAUCGGUUCACGCGGUAAUAGAAUGUAAGAAAUGAAUGAAAUUACUAGUUAACAAUACAACCCAGUGAGACCAAAUAUUUUUAAGCGAAAAAAUAAUAACAUGAAUGAAAUUGUAUUUGAUGACGGGACAGCGACAUACGAAACAUUUCCAUAAUUCCUAAAUAUUGUAUUAUUUUGUUCACAACUUGUUUACCUUUUUAUCGCCCAGGAAUAAAAACAACAAACGAAUGAACACAAGAUUGUAAAACGCUAGUCGGUCAAUUUUAUCACUCGCAAAAUUUUUAAACAAAACAGCUUGACUCGAACAGUAAGAAAAGGCACGAAACAAAUUCGAAUAAUAUAAAUAUGUUACGUAUGUUAUUGAUAUUGUAAAGAAGAAAAUGAUUACGAUAGAAAAUAUUUGUUGCUAUAUUGAUAUAGAUAUAUUAUGAUUAACAUUGUGACAAAUGAACAAAUUGUGACUUUGCUUGUUUAUAACGAAAUAUUUGUCUAUUAUGAUUGCGUACUUUGGAUGAUUUCGUCAGAAGGCGUAUUGUAUUGCUGAUUAUGAUGAAGAAGAUGAAAAAAGAAGAAUUACUCUCACAAUGAAACAAAUGUCUUAUGAUAUAUACAUGAAUCGAUUAAACACAAAAAAAUCACCAGCAUUGUUAAGCUCAUCAAUAAUUAUCAAUUCAAUCAACUAAACAAAAUUUCUGUUUAUACCAAUUAGAAAACAAAAGAAGCAAAAGGAACUCAUAUCAGGCAUGGAAUUUCACGUAUUCAUAUUGGGUUCUAGAUCAGUUUAUCGCAAUUAUCAUGUGCAUACCAAUAAUACGACGACGAGAUUAUUUCGAUCGGAUGAAUUUAAUAUUUGUAUAGUGCUAGCAAAUGUGAGCGGGCGAAGAAGAUUGGUCGAAAUUUUGACAUUCAGUGGCAAAGUCUGUAAAUUGUCAAGCUGUACAGAUGUCAUCUGAUGUGUGGAAAUGUUAUUUUCGUGCGUACACGAGAAUAUGAGAAACACAAUAACGCAUUUUGCCCUUUAUAGCUAAUUCCAAAGGAUGAAAAAUACAAUUCCACGAAUUUUGUCAUUGUUAUUCCUAAAUAUUUAAUAUAAUUCCCAUUAAUAAAGAAUUUAAUUCUAUA